CUCACUUAAUUGCCUAUAAAUAACUUAACAUGCACGGUUGGGGAAUGCGGGAUAACCCUGAUUACCACCGGAAUUGCUCCAAAUUCUGGUGACGUCGAACUGUAAACCUUGCACCAAAUAUUUUCCUCUGGAUUGUUGAGGAAAUGUCAUCUUUGUGUGGCACCAACAAUGGCGACCAAGGUGCAGGUCCAGAAAAAGAGGACAAGGAGCAUCCUCGUGUACUUAUCCCCGAGCUCUGCCGGCUGUUCUACCAACUGGGAUGGGUUACUGGGACGGGCGGAGGAAUUAGUUUGAGACGAGGAGAGCACAUCUACAUUGCACCUUCAGGGGUUCAGAAAGAGAGAAUACAGCCAGAAGACAUGUUUGUGUGUGAUGUGGAGGAGAGAGACAUCAGUUGUCCGCCUGCCUGGAAGAAGUUAAAGAAGAGCCAAUGCACUCCACUCUUUAUGAACGCGUAUACAAUGAGAGGUGCACAGGCAGUUAUCCAUACACACUCCAAAGCUGCUGUCUUAGCAACCCUGCUCUAUCCUGGUAAGGAGUUCAGAAUAACACACCAGGAGAUGAUUAAGGGGAUUCGUAAAGGCACCACCGGCACCAACUAUCGCUAUGACGACACCCUAGUCGUGCCUAUUGUCGAGAAUACACCAGAAGAGAAAGACUUAAAAUCCCGCAUGGCUCAGGCAAUGGAGGAGUAUCCCGACUCGUGCGCUGUCCUUGUCCGCAGGCACGGCGUGUAUGUGUGGGGCGAGUCAUGGGAAAAAGCCAAGACUAUGUGCGAAUGCUAUGACUACUUGUUUGACAUUGCUGUUCAGAUGAAGCAUUGUGGACUGGACCCUUCAGCUAUUCCAGUAGAAGAGAAAGGAAUAGUUUGACAUUUACUGGCACCUUAUAAAGAGACGUUUGUUCAAGCAAGGUCAGGAAAGUUCAAUCAGGGAGCAGAUUUUAAUCAUUUUGCUUUCAUGCCAGCCCUCCGCAAUUCUGACAGUGAUUGCAGAUUCAGAGUUGAAGGCCUCUCGUACAAAAAGACCUCGAGAGUGUGGCUCCGAGCUCUGCGGGAGGAAUCUUUAUCAUUAAAAUACUAUUUGGUUAAUGUGCAAUUGUGAUUUUUGUGCCUUUACUUAGACUGACAAAAAAAAUAGUACAUGUAUUCCAAAAGGAAAAGUAAUUUGAAAUGAAAACAAAAAUAAACCUCUGCCUAAUUGUGUUUGAAAUCAGUUUAGUACUAAAGAAUGUAUGUCGACACCAAUUUGUUGAAAGACUGCUGAACGCCACUUGCAUAAUAAAGACCUGACACUAA
Molecule: messenger RNA, 1297 nt
Organism: Syngnathus typhle (broad-nosed pipefish)
Lineage: Eukaryota; Metazoa; Chordata; Actinopteri; Syngnathiformes; Syngnathidae
Gene: apip
Product: APAF1 interacting protein
Exons: 8
Coding region: 144-872 (242 amino acids)
Cellular component (GO): cytoplasm
Molecular function (GO): methylthioribulose 1-phosphate dehydratase activity; metal ion binding
Source: RefSeq, a predicted model, not a curated record